Molecule: messenger RNA, 2655 nt
Organism: Penicillium brevicompactum
Lineage: Eukaryota; Fungi; Ascomycota; Eurotiomycetes; Eurotiales; Aspergillaceae
Product: GTPase-activating protein RGD2
Exons: 5
Coding region: 1-2655 (884 amino acids)
Biological process (GO): small GTPase-mediated signal transduction; cytoskeleton organization
Cellular component (GO): cytoplasm; cell division site; division septum
Molecular function (GO): GTPase activator activity
Source: RefSeq, a predicted model, not a curated record
AUGCUAGCGGGCUGGGGGGUACUUUAUGGGAAAUUGCAGCAGGGUGUGGUGGAGAACAGGCAGAUCCUGACCAUUGCGUCUAUGCGUGCGGAGGCGGAAGAGGCAUAUGGACUCCGCAUGGGAGACAUCGCUCCAAGUGUGGAUCGGAUGACGGCCGUGGGAUUCGGCAAGGACGAUGGUGCAAGUGUCAGAAAGGCAUACGAAGGAAUCCGCACUGAGAUGGUCGAGGCAUCAAAGAACCACCAGAAAAUCUCCAACAACAUCCGCGAGUUAGUCGUGACACCUUUCCGACGCUGGGGCGAGCAGCAUGAGAUGCGUGUGCAGUAUUCGCAUGAUCUUCUUCAGACUCGCAUCAAGGAACACACCAAGCAGGCAGAGUUAGUUCGGAAGCUGCGCAGUACUUAUUUCAACAAGUGUCGUGUUGUCGAGGAUUUGGAGGAGGAGAACAAGCUCGCUUUCCAGGACCCCGAGACCAGCCCGAAAGUCAAGCCUACGCCGAAGAUCGUUCUGCCCACCGAGGAGGAGCCAGAUGAAGAUCCUAUUGAACUCGGCGAGCGGGUCUUCCCUCCCGAUCAUAUCAAGAAGCUGCUCGCCCAUAUGCUGGAUCAUAUCAAGCUCGGAGAGGCGAAGGUCCCUAUCAUCGGUACCUACCUGAACGUGUCGACCGGUGCGGACAUCGCGCAAUACAUUCAAACCUAUAUGGAGGCGGAGAACCUUACCCAGGUGGAGAGAAUCGGUCAGGACAUGGUUGACAAUGGGCUGCUUCGUUUAGUCGGAAACAUGGGCAAUGUCUUUGCCAACAGCUCCAAGAUGAACUACCAAUGGCGCCCCAAGGUUUUCCAGCUUACUGGUAUCCCCGAAAAGAAGAAGCCCCUCAUGCGUGUCACCUCGGUGGCAUCAAGCGAGGAUGGCAGUGUCAGCGAAUCUCCCAUCACAUCUGUCUCCGAGAUGCUGUCUGGCUGGAACCCUCUGAACAAUCCUUAUCCCAACGAAACACCCUCGGAUAAGCUCCGAAGAGAGGCCCUGGAAGCCGACGAACGGUACAAGGUUGCCGUGCGCAGGCUUGACCAGAUUCGCUGUCGACUGGAGGAAGAAGUCAUUGCCCAGCUCAAAUACAUGGAGCAGUGCGAACUUGACCGUCUCAAGGCUAUCAAGGCUGUUGUUCUUGACUUCUCUGGUGCGAUCAGCAACGUCAUUCCCAACCUGCAGAGCACGGUUGACCACAUGAUGUUGUAUCAAGAGACAAUUCAGCCUCUUGGUGAUUUGAGAUAUUUGCUUGAGAACUACCGCACCGGUGGAUUUGUGCCCAAGAUCCAAGCAUACGAAAAUUACUAUGGCUCCGUUGAAGAACAAAACUUUGGUGUCGACCUUGAAGCUAGGGCCCGCGUCGACCGCAAACGUGUCCCAAUCCUGGUCACCACUAUUCUCACUUAUCUCGACAACCGCUAUCCUGAGCUUGAAGGCGAUGAGACGCGCCGGAUGAUUUGGCUCACUGAUGUUGACCUUGCCCGGACGCACAAGCUGCGUUAUGUCCUGAAUAACAGCAAAGCCGACUACAAUGAACUGCUGCCCCAGUUUGAAAUCCCUGUCAUUGCAAGCGUUCUGAGAUUGUACCUCCUUGAGUUGCCAGACUCCCUGGUUUCCUCACAAGUCUACGAAAUCGUGAAAACCAUCUACUCUACUACUGCCCACGAAACCACGGAGGAAGGCCGAAUCAAGGUUCUGCAGAGCACCCUUGGACAGCUUCGCCUCGUGAAUAUUGCUACGCUUGAUGCCAUUAUGACCCACUUCACACGCCUGAUUGAUUUGACCUCUGCCGACGAAGACUACAUCACUUCCUUGGCACAGGCCUUCUCCCCCUGUAUUCUCCGCCCUCGAUUCGAGAGCAGCUUGACGAUGAACGAACGCCACAGCUACCGACUGAUUCGCGACCUGUUUGCCCACAAGGAUGCCAUCUUUGGUGAGCUCAAACGCCAAUCGAGUGCUCUUGGCAUCAACAGCACCGGGCACCAGUCCCGUGCACGAUCCAUUAGCACUGACGAAAGCAACCGACGUGCUGCCAUGGAAGCCCGUCAACGAGCCAUCGUCAACCGUAGCCGCGCCACCAGCCCUGCUGCCCGCCAAAGGCAUCGACGCGAUCGCUCCAGUGGCGCUUCUGAAAUGGGCCGCUUCCCGAUCAACGUCAACAGCCCAUCUUCCAUCGCCGACCGCAGAGCCGUUCGUGGCCCCAGUCUUGACGUGCCAACCAACGAGUCCGCACCCGCCGCCGCUGAAGUCCCUGCCAUUGCCACCCAAGUUGCUGAGCCUGUGACUAACGGCUCCUCCGUCGACUCUCCCACAUCGACUGCUGCCAGUAUCAGCGGCUAUUCCGGCUCACCUAGCCCUCCUCCCGUGUCCACCGGACACGAAACUGUCUCAGAUGAUUCGCCAACUCCCACCCCCACACCUGCUGUUGCAUCUUCCGAGUUCGAUAAGCGGAAUUCAGUAUCUCGCUCCUCUGUACGAAUGAGUGGUCGCAAAGCAGGUCUCGGUAGCUUGUCCAGCUUCCCCACCGGCUCUGCUGUCGGCGCGGCUGGAACAGACAGCAAUCGGAGCAGCAUUGCUGAAAGCGAGCCUAACCGAGUCACUUUGGAAGACAAGCCCAUGGACGACUAA